Messenger RNA from Racocetra persica, 954 nucleotides. Lineage: Eukaryota; Fungi; Glomeromycota; Glomeromycetes; Diversisporales; Gigasporaceae. The record is from the annotation of a GenBank genome assembly.
GUAACUAUCGAUUAUGAAAAAAAGACGACGGUCAUUUGUUCACUUAAGGAAUUACUUAAAAAACUUCCUAAGAAAUCUCCUAAGAAACCUCCUAAAGCAUCUUCUGCAAUUAAUUCAAUAACUAAAUUUUUUAACCUUAUUCGAAAUGUUAAAGCUUUAAUCGUUGAGACAAUAGCUACAUUAGUUAUUGACAUUUUUAUCGCACAUAUUUCUGUUAACGCAUCAUUAAGAAUGGCCGAUAAGGAUAAGUUAGUUAUUAAAAAUUAUCACACUUCUAUCAUGAUUAUAAAACCAGAAAAUGAUUUAAAAAAUGCAUACGCUUAUUAUAAGGUAUCAUUGUAUUGUGCCCAUCUUACGUUAGUUAUAUAUUGUCUCUUUACCGCCAAAUGGUGUUUUUUGACAAUUAGUAAGGUUGAUCCAACUAUGCUUUAUGAUAUCAUUCCUUGGUCAUUGCUACUUCCACUAUGCACUUUCUUUACAAUAUUUAUAGGAGCUCGAACAUUAUUGAAUAAUGCAAUAAUUUUGGAUUGUAUUAUUCAUAUAUUACAAAUACUAUACAUAUUACAUCAAUUAUUAUGUUUACCUUUUUCGUCUAUUAAAUGUAAUAAACUUGCAUUAUCUCAAACCGCCCAAGAAGGAAUCGAAAUUUUAUCAUUACAAAAUUUUGGAUUGCAAAUUUUAAAUGUAAUAGAUGUAAUUUCAUUAUUGAUUACGGUAAUUGUAUUAAUGUUAUUGAUUUAUUGGUGGAUAGUAGCUUUCCAUCGUUUGGAUAAAAGUUCGAGAGAUUCGGUAGAAAGUUUGAAAGAACUUAAAUGGCAUCUUGAAUAUGUUCCUGCCGCUGAGUUUGAAUACGAAGAUUGUGAAGAUAUGUAUGGAAAUUAUCUCGAGAAAGACCUUGAGGAACACGCUAAAAAGAGUCCAUUUUUAAUGUACAUUCCCAAUUUAAAGACUUAG